This is a messenger RNA of Nezara viridula (southern green stink bug), 1131 nucleotides long. NCBI's taxonomy places the organism in Eukaryota, Metazoa, Arthropoda, Insecta, Hemiptera, Pentatomidae. The record is from the annotation of a GenBank genome assembly.
AUGCCUGAUAUUUCAUCUUAUAUAAAAAUCAAUGAAAAAAAUAUAAGUGAAGGUGUGACAUCUGGUACCCUACGUAAAGAUCCUAAGCCCGAUAGUAAAUGUUGCAAAGGAGUGCUUCUAUUUGGGAUGGUUCUGCUAGCUUGGUUGGCGGCAGGAGCAGUUUGUUUAUAUUACAUGAUAUUGGUUGCGAGGCAACCACGUGGUCUCCCAGGUUUGGUCGAAGUGUGGGAGCAUUACAAAACCGUGCAUGGAAAGAACUACUCUCAGAAAGAGGAUGAGGAGCGAGUAGGCAUAUUUCUAGAAAGUAUGAAGGAGAUAGAAUACCAUAACGAACUCUUCGAAAUGGGAUUAAGGUCUUAUAAAAAACAAAUAAACAAGUUCUCGGAUUAUACUCCUGAUGAAUUGGAUGGAAUGAAAUGUUUCCGAGGAGAGGUUGAAAUCUCCCUUCCUGAAGACUCGUUUUCUUUCAGUGAAGGCGCGUCCUAUCCAGAGAGCUUCGACUGGAGGUCAAGAGGUGCAGUGAAUAGAGUCAAGGACCAAGGACAGUGUGGUUCUUGUUACGCAUUUUCUGCUAUUGGCUCAUUGGAGGCACAGCAUUUUAUUAAGACUGGGAAAUUAGUUUCCCUCAGCGAACAGAACAUAGUGGACUGCUCUCGACCACAAGGCAACUACGGCUGCGAUGGAGGGUACAUGAUUAGCUCUUUCCACUAUAUCUUCCAGAAUAACGGAAUAGACACCGAACUGGCAUAUGGAUAUGAAGCACUGGAAGGUGCGUGCAGAUUUCAACCAAGUGCCGUUGGAGCAACCCUACGGGGAUAUGGAACAGUAGCGUCUUCAGAAAAAUCACUUCAGGCAGCCAUAAUUGAUAUUGGUCCAAUAUCAGUAGGAAUCCACGUCAACAACAAUUUCUUCGCCUAUGGAGGAGCUAUCUUCGACGACGGCUCAUGCGAUCCCAACGUCAUCAACCACGCUGUCUUGGUUGUUGGCUUCGGCUCAGCUGGAGGCCAGGACUACUGGAUUGUGAAGAACUCCUGGAGUUCACUUUGGGGAGAGAAUGGCUAUAUGAAGAUUGCCAGGAACAAGGGAAACAUGUGCGGCAUUGCAUCUAUGGCCAGUUUUCCUAUUGUUUAA